Molecule: messenger RNA, 1922 nt
Organism: Hevea brasiliensis (rubber tree)
Lineage: Eukaryota; Viridiplantae; Streptophyta; Magnoliopsida; Malpighiales; Euphorbiaceae
Product: B3 domain-containing protein Os01g0234100
Exons: 7
Coding region: 261-1754 (497 amino acids)
Molecular function (GO): DNA binding
Source: RefSeq, a predicted model, not a curated record
ACGCGAAGACCACGUUGCCUGUCAACAUGAAAACAAUUGGAAAACAACACAAGCUCAGGAUGUUUUUGUAUUUUCGUUUUAUUUAUUUAUUUAUUUAUUUUUAAACUGUUAAACGGUCAUUUUGGUCUUCUGUUGAAAAAAUAUCAGGCGCUGUAUUAGUAAGCCUGAAGGGUUCGGUUCUCAUCUACUCUCUAGCUUUUCUCCAGGGCUUGCUUUCGAGCUCUCAGGUUUGCUUGGAGACAAAAUUGGCGAGGCAAGUUAUGGCAGAAAGGGUAAAGAAGGAAGCGGAAGACGGAAAUUUGAACAAAACGGCAUCGCUAGGUGACGAGAACCUCAAAUCUGCUGAAGAUGAGGACGUAACCCUGGCUCAGUUGUCGCUUCAUCCUUCUAGUCCCAGGCCUAGACCUCUUGCUUUCUCUUCUUCGGUUCAGAGCUUGGAGAAAACUGGAAAGCGUGUUAAGUUGAAGAGAAGAUAUUCGGAUUCCAAAAUUAAGCACGCAAUGGCAGGUCAUGCAGGGAAGUGUAUCUGCUGUAGGCAAAAUAAGCCCGCAAUUGAUAGAUUGAACACUCCAGGGCAAGUUAAGUCAUCUGCCAUGAUUCGAGCAGAGGAGGUUCAGUCAAAUCUGGAAUCAGCACUCCCUAGCUUUGUGAAAUCUUUAGUUAGAUCACAUGUCGGUAGUUGUUUCUGGAUGGGGCUUCCUGGACCAUUCUGUAGAGCACACUUGCCAUAUGAGGACACAAUUAUCACUUUGGAAGAUGAAUGUGGGAAAGGAUUCAGGAUGAAAUACAUUGCAUAUAAGACAGGGUUGAGUGCUGGUUGGAGGCAGUUUUCUGUUGCACACCAAUUGCUUGAGGGAGACGUGCUGGUCUUUCAAUUAAUUGAACCUUGCAAGUUUAAGGUUUACAUCAUAAGGGCAAAUGAUUUGACUGAAGUGGAUGGGGCUUUGGGUCUACUAACUUUGGUUCCUCAAAUGAAACAAAAUGAUGCAGAUAAUGCCGAAAUGGUGACUGUACCUUGUAAAAGUACAAAGAGGAAACGUCCAAGGUCACUUCCAUUAGCUGUUGUCCAAAAGAGACAUAAGAAAUCUGGCAGGUCAAGAAUAUUAGUUCCAAAAAUUGGGCAAGUAGCUGAGCAAUCUGAAAAUGACAGUGAAGAAGUUGGCUCAGAAGUUCUAGAAGGUUUCAAGUUAUCCUUGCCUGCUAUUCAAUUCGAAAAUGUCAAAGACUUUGAGAAUUUCAACAUUCUCGUUGAUGGACUAGUUCUAGAUUCUGAAUUAUCAGAAGAUGUUCGAAGGAAAUAUUACCAGCUCUGCUGCAGUCAGAAUGCUUUUCUUCAUGAAAAUCUUAUCAAGGGCAUCAAUUUUAAGUUGAUUGCAGGAAUCAUUUCUGAAAUUGUUAAUAUCGCUGAUGCCAUAAGAGCUUGUAACCUUACCACCCCACGGAAUGAAUUCAAUACUUGGGACAAGACACUGAAAGCCUCUGAACAUUUUGGGAUGAAUGUUGGAUUUUUACGUGCCAAGCUGAGCCAGCUUGUAAGCCUUGCUUUUGAUUCAGACGGUGCCACAAAGACUCGUAGGUAUAUAGAAGCUAGAAGCGAACAAGUGCACGCAGAAGAUGAGAUAAGAAAUCUUGAAGCAAAGCUUGUGGAAUUAAAGGCAGCCUAUGACAAGUUUGGUGCUGAUAUUGAGAGUCUCAAGUCAAAAGCUGAAAGCUAUGAGCUCAAGUUCCAGGAAGAGGUUCUUGCUCCAUGGUGAUAUAUCCUUAACAAUAUGUUAUUAAUGUAUUUUAUCUUUUGUUUGCUUUGUUUCUCUUGUACUCAUAAUCUUACACCGGUACUUCAAAACAAGAAGGAAAAGUGGGAUUUGUGUGGAUAAAAUGGGAUGAUUGCUUGAGAAAAAUGACAGGUAUUAUCAUUGCAAACA